Messenger RNA from Dermacentor andersoni, 8480 nucleotides. Its product is annotated as PHD finger protein 20-like. The record is from RefSeq and is a predicted model, not a curated record. Lineage: Eukaryota; Metazoa; Arthropoda; Arachnida; Ixodida; Ixodidae. Gene Ontology annotation, biological process: regulation of transcription by RNA polymerase II. Gene Ontology annotation, cellular component: NSL complex.
AAAAAUUGCGUGUAUUGUGUCAUGGCGGUAUUCCGUCGUCCGUGCGUGCUGUUGCUCAGCGCUAGCUGUCGGAUCUUGUGGCUGACUUUGUGCGCACCAUUUGUUUUGUUUAGUGUAAGUUAAUGACAAGACCCUGAACGAUUAUUGACCAACUUUCGUGUUGGAAGACGUCGGUGCUGUACAACACCAAAUGACCGUUAGUGCGCACCACGUUGUGUACCGCAGUAAUGCCGACUUUGAUGAGUUGUUUCCCGUUCGCAUCUCUUACCGAUAGCCGACCAAAGAAGCACUUCUUGCCGGAUACGUAACGCCUUGCAGCUUCUUGUUGCACUCUUGUCUGUGCGCCGUUAUGAUCCAAUGCCAUUGUGACUGACAGGUGGCUUCGUUUGUUGUAUAGUUGGACAGACGUCAACGGUGCUUCAGUAUGAUGGAAGAAUCGUCGUGCGAUGCUAAUCAUGGGUUCGUCGAGAGCACCGAAAGCAUCGCUCCUCGGUUUUCUGGCCGCUUGGAGCUCCUUGCGGAGUCCAGCGCAGGCAGUGCCGCAGAAAACAUGGAGGAAAGCCGGUCGUCCGAUGCGUCGAGCCAGUGCUGCACUGACGAUACGGCGAACGAAGCUGUUUGCGAAAACACACUGGAUAGCAACGACAACUCAACACGACACAGCGAUCAAAGCGACGACGGUAACGGCGACUGUACCAAGGCGCCCAACAGCGUGGCGUCCGAAAGCCCGCGCGCCGAGCACGAGGCGGAUGUGUCGACAGUGUCUGCUUUGGAUGAGGAUGCGAAACAAGGUGCUUGUAUUCUUGAAGCCGACGUUUGUGUGAAAAAAAAUAUCGGCAAUGAACAGUCUCGACAGUGUGAGAGCCGAAGCGAAGACGACGUGAACAAGACAUGGUGCGCAGAAACUUCGAACGACAAAUCUGAGUUGGAUGCCGAGAGCGGCGCCGGCAGCACCAGUGGCCACAAGCGGAGGCGUUCCCGUGCUGUGCCAGUUUACACUCCUGGGACUCGUGUUGAGGCGAGAGAUUUUCAGGACAAAUGGUAUGCUGCUAAGGUUGUGAGCGUUGAUGAAGAGGAUGGCGACGUGCUCAUCCACUUUGAGGGUUGGAGCUCUCGCUAUGACGAAUGGCUUCCCAUGGAUAGUCCACGGCUGCGGCUUGCAGCUAACCUUCACACGCGCAAGGAAGUGAAGAAGCACCGUUACAGAAAAUCGGAAUACAAAAAAGGAGAGGAGGUGUUAGCAAGGUGGGGCGACCGCAGGAAGUACCCUGCAAAAAUAUUGGAGGUAAAAGAAGACGAAUUGUACGCUGUAAUCUUCUACGAUGGGAUCGUCAAGACCCUGAAAGCAAUUAAUAUUGAAAAGAUGCCCAGUGAUCAGAAGGGCAGUGUGGCUUUUCCUCGAGCACCUCAGAGAGAAUCCGAAAGCAAGCGUCAUCGUGAUUCAUCAAGCGACUCUUCAAAGAGGAGCCACAGCAGGCACGGAGAGCAGCGGAGGUUGUCUGAGGGUAGCAGCAAGGCACAAUCCUCUAUGGACACCAAGAAGAGUAGCAAGAAGGCAACGAAACCCAGGCUGUCCAAGCAGAGCUCCAAGUCGGACGCCCGGAGGCUGGAAAAAAGAGAAGCAAGUGCUUCUCCUGCAACAAGCACCUCAAGUACCUCAUCGCAAUCCAAGAAGAAAAUAUUGCUUGUAGGAGGGAAAUUUAUGGCCAAGAAAGCCAUCUACCCUGAAACACCCGCAAGCUCCAAGCGCAGAAGUGAUAGCAAACGUAAAUCGAGUCUCGCGGGGGAUGAGGCUUCACCAAAACGGGAAAGAAAAUCGUCAGCUACAGCAAAAGAUCUUGCAGAUGGCAGUUCUCAUGCUUCACUUGAUUUUCCACACACCGUCACAGCUCAAGAUCACUGUGCAUCCUCUGGCUUAGAUGUCUGGACAACUGCGCAGUACACGCCAGAUGGCAGACGAAUUGCCCCCAAGGAGUUUAUCAUUGAAGAGGAUCACAACCACUUCAAGUGUCACUUUGAGGGUUGUAACAAGAGCUUCCGCAAGGAACCCCUCCUGGCAUCGCACCUCAAGCAUUACCAUGGAGGCAAGCCUGUGCUGCCAGCAACGCCCGAUCGUACUCCACCAAGCACAACUCCUGAUCUGCCUCAGCCUGUCUCCUUUGAAGCAGUUGAGCAAGAGCUGGUCAGAGCCAAGUCAGAGCACCCUUCAGAGGCCCCCAUGCCUGAGGCAGCUUUUGAAGACUUGAGUGAGGCUUUUGGUCACAAGGAAGGAGAUGGACUGCCCAUUGAUGAAGCAGCUGUGUGUCCUGACAAGGCUAGUGUUUUGGAGGCUGGGGCAAAGCUGGAGACUCCAAUAGUAUCUGAAGAAGCGACUGGAACAGGUGCACCAAGCACUGAGCAACAGCAGCAGCAGCAACCAUUACCACUGACAAUGCCAGAGCAAACACCAGCACUGGAGCAGCUCUUCACAGCACUCCCACCACCUACAUCAGCUGCUGAGGUGCAACAGACAGCAGCAGCUGCAGUGACCCCUGCUACCACCACAACCCCCACCACACCUGCAGUUCCACUUGCCAAGCCACGGCGCAUGCGCUUCAUUCCUCACUUCACUACACUGGUAGAAGGCAGGGAGAAGCGCAAGAUUGCCAAGACUGAGAAAGCUCUAAUCGCCGACAUGGAGGCUGCAGCCAGCCGCAGGGCAUCAGCUGGAUCUGGAAGUGAUCGCAAGCGCAAGCGCACAUCAAGCACACGUAGCGACAAGUCGGAUGAUGGCAACAAGCGCGGUGCUACUGUUAAGGAAGAGAGCAGCCGUAAGGCAAAGGCUUCCGAAACAGCCAAGGAAAGUUCAGGGCAUGGACCUGAAAGUACGCCAACUACUGAUUCUGGUGAUACAUCUUUGGAGGUAAAGAGUGAUGAAGUUGUAAUGUGCGUGUGCAAUUGUGAAGAGGAAAGUGGCCUCAUGAUGCAGUGCGAAGUGUGCCUCACAUGGCAGCAUGGAGCAUGCUUCAAAAUUGAAGAGGAAAGAGACGUCCCCGACAAGUACAUCUGCUACAUGUGUGUGGCACCCAAAGAUAAUACAGACUUGCAGGCCGUGACGGAGUGCAAGCAAGAACUUGGCUCAGGCAUGCGAGAAAGUUCUCGGUUCAAACUAGACCCGGAUUGGUUCCAACAUGGCAAGAUGGCCUCCUUUGGCUUUUUGAAGGAGAGGCCUGCUAACCUUCCCAACCCAGAGCCCAUAAAAGCAACUCAUGACCUCAUGUGUUCUGUGCACAAUGUCCAGGCAGUACUGCAAAGCAUCGCCCACAAGAUCAAUGUGGCAAGUGAAAAGAGCCAUCCAGACUUGAAGUACUUCACUGUGCCAUGGGUGAAACGAAAUGUUGCUAACGAGGCACUGGAAGUCCUUGAAAAGCAAGAUCGCACCCCGAGAAGCCCUGAAAAGGACGAGUCAAGGCCAAGCGGGCACAUGCAUCUGUCAACCUAUGAUCAUGCUUACUUCGCACCUGAAAGAGCCACGACUCCUGAGCUGACACAAGAAGCUCCAGACGUUAUCAUCAGUACUGGUGGUGACAGCAGUGCAGGUGACCUUCUGGUGCAGGACAUAGCCAUGGAGGCCUUUGAAGUCGGCUGUGUUGAAGAAGUUGUCAACAAAGGAGAGGAACUGGAUAUCAUUGGGGGUGAGGAAGAGGUCACCUCACUCAGCGCAGAUGAAGACGGCCGGGGCAGCAGUGCUUCUGCUUCCACAGCACCCGGGGCUUCCCCAACAAAGAGCAGCAGUGUGUCUAAGCAGGCCAGUGGCGCGGAAGAAGCGAGCCUGGAUGUUGAAGCCUGUAAAGUAAACCUGUUGCAUCAUGUCCUUGAUCUGGAAGACCAACUGGAAGGGAGGAUGGACGCUUUGGAGGAGCAGCUUCGGGUGCUUGAGCAUGAGGGCUCCAUCAAUGGCACAGACUCAAGCAUAACAGAAGAAGAGGACAUGCUGCGGCUGAAGUUAUCGCUCAAAGGCCUCAUGAAGGACUUGAACGCAGUGCAUCGGUUGACACUGUUCCGGUGACAUGGAUUGUGCUACCGACGGACAGUACGUGGUUGACAGCACAUUGUGUACAUUGUUGUGUGGAAGCUUUCAAUUGUGUCUGAUCUUCGGUGUGAACAUUUUUCUUUAUUUGCUACCAACUUCUUGCAUACUUUUGAAUGGUCGGGCCAGUAGCAAGAAGAUGUGCAUUUACUACGCUGCAACAAACCCACAUUUGUAGAUAUGCUGUUAGUCUAGAGAGAAAGAAAAAUAUCGCCAUUUAGUUUGUGCAGUGUCAUGCUGGUAUUUAUUUAUUUCUUGUGGAAAGCUGUUCUGUGUGUCUGAGAUGUGAAAGUUUGUGGAAAACUUCAAAUUUUUAUUUAUAUGUGUAUAACUUGUGAUGUCACUAUAUUUCAUUACCUGCUUUACUGUUUGUUACUUCAUGUUGAAAGCUCUGUAGGGAUUAAAACCUUGGAAAACUACUGACUAGCUCACGAAAGAACUUGUGCUAUUUAUUCUGCCUGUACUUGCUAUGAAAUAUUUCAGUCCUCUUCUUUUUCUUCUGAUGCAGAAAAUUUUUGAUACUGCUGAGAAAAAAACUUUUUUUGCUGUGUCACCACAGGCAAUGUGUACUUCUGAUUUCUUCCAGAUGAUAAAGGCAAAUACUAUUGCAUACAGACAUUAUAUUAAAUGGAACAGAAAAUGCUCUCAUUGUGUGAAAUCUGAAUUCAAAUGAACGAAGAUCAGUCUAGCUAGAAGAGCCAUACAGACCCUUUUCACAAUUGACAAGUGCGCUUCUCUGCAUGGCACAUUUGCUUAACCAAUGGCAGCACCCGUCAUCAUUCACAGAAACAGAGAGACUAAGUGCUAGCUGCACAUGCUGGGGCUUGUCUCUUGCACGUGGUUUCAUCACAAGAACCACAUCUACAUUUUAAUACAACAGUGGUAAGGGCCUCGCGUCGCAGAAAAUCCAGUGUUGGUGUUGGCACCGGCGUCAAUGUAGUUGUCCAUGAGCGAAAUUUUUUUCAUAUGUUUAGGUGUAUGUAUAGGCCAUGCCUUGCUAUAUGGCAUGUGGUAUAUAUGGGUUAUAUUGCCAGACCAUUCUAUCACUAAAGUUGCGCAUACCUUGUCUUACAUUCUUGCCAAAGUUAUUCCUCGGAAUUUUGAGAAUGACAGCCCACAAACAAAUGUCAACAAAACACUGACAGUACAUUCCUUUCAUGUUAAAUCUUCUCAGACUUAAAUGUUAAAACUGCGAAACAAUAACAGAAACCUUUCACACAGAAACGACGACGGAAACAAUAACAGUUGAGAGUUCAAAGCUAGUCUAAAUUAGCUGGACCCACUAGCUACGACAGCAAUAAGUAGGGUGGCCAAAGUUUAAUUCCUAUGGGGGCAGCCACUGCGUGUCAGCAGAUGAUGGCCGGCUUCUUCCGAAAGUAUGUAAUUACCGAAAUUCAAAAGCAGAUUUUCGCUUACUUCAGCCUGUUUAUUAAACUUUGUCGACAAUAUACACAGUAAGAGUAGGAGGAAGUGCACUGAUCCAAACACCCUUCUUGUUGGAUGUCAGAUAUUGGCCAAUAGCAACCACAUAUGGGAAUCUGCUAUACUACGAAGUAAAGCAUCCAGAUAAGAGUGAGGAGCAGGCUUCUGUUGAAAAGAAAGCGUUUGAGAGAAAGGUGACUGCGAUUAAAAAACUGACUGAGUGAGAAAACUGAUGGCAAAAUGCCUGAGCUGUUCACAGCAGCAUACACUAUCCAAGGGCUGUGUUUUUUCACCAAGCCCGAGAGGGGGUUUAGGACUCCUUUAAAGGGCCCCUCACCAGGUCUGGCCAUUUUGAGCUGACAAGCGCAGAGCAUACAAUGUGCGCCAACGAUCGUGUUUGCAAAGAAUUGCAUUGCUAUGCGCCACGGAAAGGUCUGAAAUUUCAAUCCAAACGCCGUUUUUCCUUUCCCUCGCGGUUACUGCGCUCCAAGCCGGGCAGCGACGUCCUCGUGUCCGCAUUCUGACGUCGCUUGUAGUGACACGUGACUGGGAUAAUUAUUGAAGGCAACAUCUGUUAUUUGUGGGAUCUGUUGCUUCAAUUGACGAAUUGAAGUUUAGAGAAAUAAUGAAACAUACAAAAGGGAUGUCUGCAUGCUUUUCAUUUUACUUUGCACCGAAGCAAGAGAGAUUACUUCCGCUUCGUCUGCUUGUUCCCACGGUCAGGUAGUCGCAUGCGCAAGUACUGAAACUAUGCCAUUUUCUACAGUGUUCCAGCGCUUGAUCAUGCUGUACAAUCCGCUUGUUCUGCCUCAGCAUUCGUGUAGCACUGAAUUUUGCUGCUAGUCGUGUCCUUGUGUACAGCGUGCAAAAUCGUGGACUGCGCCAAGGAGACAACAGCUCGUGCGAAAAGCCAUCAGCGAAAAUGCGCAGCGGCAAAAAAAAAACACGAGGAGCAAGAAACAUGGAAGGCGGGGCCUGUGACAUAUGCGCCACACGAUCGUUGAGGUCCAGUAUGGGAGAACGCAGGGAGAAAUUUCGCUUGCGGAGGCUAGACUGGGCAAGUGGAGAGAGCAUCUUGCUCGGCAGUGGGACCCACCUGCUGAAAUCAUGGGUUCGCGGCACCGAAUUUUUUUUUUUUUUAUUUAGUUUGGUACUGUCAAUCCCAUUAGGGAUUUUUACAGGAGUGGGUUAGAAGGGUCUGUAGACAUUGUAGUACAAGCAUAUACAUAAGAAUACAAAAGGGUACUUGGUAAGUGUAGAGUUUCAUGGACCUAUGUUAACAGCAAUAAGUAUGGCAAAAACAUAAUGCACAAAGAGCUUAUUUCAAUUACAUAUGAUGUUUUGCAAAGAAAAAAGAAGGAAUAAGCAUAUGGUUAUACAAUUGAUAGCAUCAUACAUCAUUUCACAUCACACAUUUCCAAAAACAUUUGGUAAUUAAUACAAUAAUAAAGACAAUGUUGAUAACAUCAUUUAGUUGUGAUUGACAGUACUGUUGUGCCAACAAUUUCAACAAAUUUGUCAACAGUGGGCUGUGCGACUGACGUCUGGGCUAAAGCAUUCCAAUUGCGAACUGCUCUCGGGAAGAACGAAAAGCUGAAUGUAUUGUUAGCGCAAGAAUAUUCCUGGAGUGUAAGGUGAUGCUUGUGACGGGUUUCUCUGGAUGUGUUAUAGGAAAUAUAGGUGUUAGAAUCCACAUGAACCUUAUUAUGCAGGAUGAGAUAAAAAAAUGAGUCUGUGCAGCAUCGCACAACUGCUUAGUGUGUGAAGGCCGAUCUCGGAUAGCAUCCGAGUAUGAUGGAAUAAAAUAUAUGAUGAAAUGAAAUAUUUCUAUCUCAGCUGUUAAUGAACCGGGUUGAAAAAUUUUUGCAGCAGAACGCUCCCUUGUGGACACGUAACAACUUCCGGCAUGUAACCAAAAUUUGCUAUGGGGCCUGGUGAUUGGCGCUUUAAGGGAGCUGUGUGAGCAGAAACUACACAUGCCUAUUGCACAUGCACAAGGCAGAAACUUGACAAAAAGUUGGAGAGUAGGCCUGGUUUGUCCAUGCAAAUCACAAAGGAUUCUCUUCUCAAAACAGUUGGCACACACAAAGAAAGGAAGAAAGACAAGAACAUGGGUAGUACAGUGCUAUGCUGCCUUUUUUCCUGUAUAUCUUCUUUUUUGUGUGUUCGGGUGAAAACAAGGUGAACCGCGAAAUUUAUUCUUUUUUCUUUUCUACUGUACGAAGCCAACAGACAAUAAAACCAGGGAAAGCAUAAGGGCUCAUUGCGUAGUAAGGGCCCUGACUUUAGCAGCCUUGAUGCUGUGAGGUAGCAUGCAUGACAUUUAUUCACAUACUCUGUGGCAUUUGCAAUUAAAAGCAUGUACUGCUUUCACCGUCAUGGCUGUCAGUGUUGUUGGCUUACAUUGUCGGGCCUGUAUCAAGUGCAGAUAAAACGCAGAUACCUAAGGAAGUUGAUGAGAGGAUGGCCACUGUGGUAGCUCAAUUUGUAGCAGUGCACACAAAAGGAGAAAGAUUUGGGUUUUGCUCUCACCUGCAACAAGUUGUCUUUUUUUUACCAUUUUCAUUUGUCUUUUCCUUAUUUUUGCACGUCAAUUAAAGAACAUUUAAUUUCCCUAAUGCUUUCCCUGGUUUCAUUGUCAGUAUACUUCAUGGGGUUCCUUUUUAUGUUUGUAUUAGCUGCUGUACUUCGUAAAAUCCUUGUAUAAGAAAUUUGAUGGACAUGGCAAAUGAUGCUGCAUGGUCAAAGUGGGGUUUCUUGUGAAUACCAUGGAGAGAAAGCUUGAAGGAAAUGUGCUGGUAAAUUGUCUUUCGGCGCUCCUUGACUUGACUCAUCUUGAACAUGCAAAGGCGCAGCAUUCGUAAGUAGCACUAAGCACCACUGUUUUCCAUGUCUCUGUUAGCAGAAUUGGCAAAAGUAAGAAGACAUUGAUUGAUCCCAUGCUCACAUAUUGUUAUGCUUUUGCAAAAAGUAAAGCCUCUUGUUAGUA